UUAUAUGACUUGUUACUGUGACUUGACUAGUUUUGCUUUCAGCCCGACUCCAUACUGUGCUUACCAAAACAGCGCGCAAUUAACUCACCAGCAGGCAUUCCAGGCAUUGGUCAGUAACAUGAAUCAAGUACAUCUUUCACAGUACGGACUGGAAGCUCGCGCGAGGAUAUGUUUGCGUCUCUGAGCGCGCCCUGGAUCUCCAGUUAUCGGCUUCAGAGUAAAGUUUCUCAGUAAGUGACGUUCCGGUGGAUUAACGUGACGCGAAUGGUGCUCCCCUGAGGUUCGGGAAAUGUGAACAAGUAACAGUUAACCGGUUUCUAAUUAAAGGCAUGGCGAGGUGAGCCACCAGAGACCGUUUGAGAAGGGGGAUAUAACAGGAGCAGGUCCCUGGCAGAACAUCCUUGGCUUCAUCGAGAUGCACAGAGACCGACAGGACUUCUGAUGCGCACAUUAAUUGCAGACUGAAUCCUGCCGCACAUUUAAGUUUUGUUUUAUUCUGUAGGCUUAUUAGUCUACCGAAGAUAGUUAUCCUGAAUGUAAACGGCAGCUUUUGCACUUUAUGGGAAGAAGUAACACAGGUAACAGAAGUAGGCUAGCCACGGUCAACGUUUCUCUUAUGACAAAAAGGGGUUAAGUUGUGCAAACCCUAAAUGAAAAUUGAUUCACAGAAAAUAAUGCACUUGGAUUUAAAUUAGUGACUUUACGGUCAUUCUUGACAAUAACUUUUGAAACUUGGCUUUGGAGACAAACAAAUCAACUCUUUCCCAGAGGAUUCUAAUCGCACCCAGAGACAAGAAUGCUCGGACUGCGGACAAUUCCACUACUGGCGCUCGCGCUGAUCAUCCUCACCAGCGCGUGCUGCCAGAGCGCCAGCGCGAGACUGGACAAGGGCGCCGAGGCGGGAAAAAGCUUCUAUCUUCGGAUAAAAGACUUGGUCAAGCACGUGGAGGAGAGCGGAGACUCAAAAAAUGUUGCACAGUCUACAAUUGCAGAGAUCCCUACGGAACGGAGCUCGCCUCACAUGAAAGAAAAUGGAGAUCAAAUAAUGGAAGUGUUUCCCAGAGACCUGCGGAAAAAGGAUAAGUUUCUGAAACACAUGACAGGGCCCAUCAUCAUCUCACACAAGUGCAGAAAGCAAUUCCUACGGGUCUACUACUCCAGAGAAUGCACCGUAAAAAACUUGUUGAAGAGGUGUGUGCGGCUUCUACAACGUUUGGCUGGGAGUCCACGGUGUAAAGAUGGCUUAGAAGUACAGUAAUCCAGCCAAACCAGACAGAUCUAGAGAAUCGCUAAAUGAAAGUGCCUUGGACAACAGCGAACAGUGAAACCCAAAGCCACAUUCCGGCAGAUGACCUCGAAGGGCAUCCAAAAGCACAGCUCGGAUGGAUGGACAGACCCCAAAACAAGACCAGCAGCUCGGGAGACAGGAAACAGGAGUCCCUGGGUAUGGCUCUCCCCCUCUACAUUCAUUCACCGGGACUUCAUACCAUGAAGAACUGACCAAAGGGCCCAACUCUUGGACUCAGCACGCACAGCCGCUAAACAAGACCAACUUUUUCUAGGCUUUCAAAACUCCACAAUGAAAAUGUUUUUUUUUAAGUAGAAUGUGUGUAAACGUGUGUGCGUGUGUGUUUAUGGUGAGUGAAACCACAAUGUAGAAUGUGCUUGAGUCCCUGGUCUGUGGCUGCCAGGCCUUGUUAAAACAUUACACUUUGUGUAAGUGCGCUGAAUGGCUUUGCUUCAGAUACGCUACGGAAGGUGACGGGAGAUUGUGGAUCUCUAGCACCCUCACCUGAGAGGGCAGGCCGUGAGGCAGCCCCCGAGGGGGUCACAGAGACAAACUGAGGAACACUGACCACUUUUGGUCCAAGGAUGUGAAAUAAUGCUGCUAAACUUAUCGUCCAAAAAGCAGGCUCCACAAAUCAGUGUGGGGGUUGCGGCUCUUUCUCUCUACACGAGCACAUCUUUUUGUGCCUCUUGUAUGAAAAAAGAAAACAGCAUCCUGUGUGAAGUCGUUUCCCUUUCAGUCAACAUCUUUUCUGGUAGGGGGAGGAGGCGGGACAGGGUACCUCCAGUUAAGAAAAAAAACAAACUUUUUUUUUCUGUUGGUGUUUAUGGCAAGUAUUACGAAACUCCAUUUCUCCUGCCGUCUCGCUCCCCUGCUUCCGAGGCUGAUGCACUGGUGAUUGCUUUGUUCUGAAGCAUGAUUGGUCAGCUGAGGAGAUGUCCGACUGCCAGUCACCCCUAUGAAACGCUUCCAUUGGAGCCCUGAGUCAAGAGUAUAUUUAUGUAUUCAAGAGUUUUAAGACUGUAUAUUACAUAAUCAUGCCAACUUUCCAACUUGUAAAUAUUGUAAAGACGAAAGCCAAACAAAGAGAUCAAUUGUAAUGCACAUAAAUUAAUGUGACUUAUCAACUGGGA
Molecule: messenger RNA, 2421 nt
Organism: Sardina pilchardus (European sardine)
Lineage: Eukaryota; Metazoa; Chordata; Actinopteri; Clupeiformes; Clupeidae
Product: ALK and LTK ligand 2b-like
Exons: 5
Coding region: 797-1258 (153 amino acids)
Biological process (GO): positive regulation of ERK1 and ERK2 cascade; positive regulation of ERK5 cascade
Molecular function (GO): receptor signaling protein tyrosine kinase activator activity; receptor tyrosine kinase binding
Source: RefSeq, a predicted model, not a curated record